This is a messenger RNA of Plasmodium malariae, 1830 nucleotides long. RefSeq names its product conserved Plasmodium protein, unknown function. The transcript has a single exon. Lineage: Eukaryota; Apicomplexa; Aconoidasida; Haemosporida; Plasmodiidae. The record is from RefSeq and is a predicted model, not a curated record. The coding region runs from base 1 to 1830 and encodes 609 amino acids.
AUGAGAUAUUUAUACAAGCUAACAAUAGCCUUAUUAUGUAUUUAUAAAUAUUGCAAAAUAAACAAAAGUAUAAAAAAGAUAUUUUUAGCGGAAAAACAAUUAGAACCUGAGUUAAAAUCAGAUGAUGAGGAAAAUGAUUAUAAUGAAGAAACACUUACAAAUGUUUUAAGGGUUUUGUCUAUAGAUGUUGAACAAGGAAAAGUGGAAUAUGAAGGGAUGGAAAAAGAUGAUGAACUUAAGGAAACUGAAGCAGUGGAGGAAUAUACAGGAAGAGAUGAAGAAGUAGAAUUGGAGGAAUUAGGAACAUCGAAGGGAUAUAUAGAAGGUUAUGAGGAUGAAGAAAUGGAGAAUUUGGGGGCAGUAGGUGGAUACGUAGAAAGUGAUACAUACGUAGAAUUUGAGGACUUAGAAGAAGUUGAAGAAAUUGAUAAAAAUGAUUCUGAUUGUUUACCAUAUAGCACACGCAGAAAAAUCAGAGAAAAAGAAAUAGAAGUAAAAAGUAAAAGAAGACAUCAGAAAAAGCUUCAAGAAAGCAUAGGGAGGAAAGAAGAAAUAAAAACACCUGAGAGUGAAGCUUAUGGUAUUACAAUGAUGACAAAAUAUUUGUCAUAUGUACAAGAUAUCAAAAUAAAUGAUGAAGAUGGAGAAGAGUUUCAACGAAUAAUUACAGAAAGUACCGCAAUGAAUUAUGAUUUGGACUUUACAUUAAUAGUUCGAUAUUUUAACGUAGGUAUAAGUGGUGAAGAAAAUAUUUCUAAAUUGAACAGGGAAUAUCCAAUAUACAAGGGUAAAAAAAUUGAUUUUGAAAAUAUUGAUAAACCUUUUGGAGUUAGUCUGAAAAAUUUAAAAAAUGUGAGCAAAGAAGAAUUAUGUGGCACUUUAUUCUUUGAUGAUUUCAUCCAUAUUCCAUUAAGUAAUAUUUUAAAAGAAGUAAAAGUGGGUAAUUUAACUAUUGAAAAAAUUCUCUUUUUUUAUAAAGUUCGAAAUAUUAAUUUUAUUGUAUGCAAUAGUAAUAUUUUGAGCUUUCUUAAAUCACAAUUUUCAGAUUUAAAUUUAGAAACGGUUGCUUCCUAUAGUUAUGGAUUAUAUUCAAAUAAUGAAGAAAAUGAUAUUUUCAAUUUUUAUGAAUCAAAAUUUUUUUCAAUAAAAGAAAAUAAUAAUAAACUUAAAUCUAUUUUAGAUGAUUUUAAAAAGAGUAAAGAACUUAUGGAAGUUACAGAGGAACAACUAAAUUGUUUAAGAAAAAUUAUUUUUAACUUAAAUAUGGACAUUACAUAUAUGAAUAUAAUUAUAUUCUCUUUAAAUAUUAAAAAAUCUCAUAUUGUGGAUGAUUUAAAACAAAUUCAUUCUUUGUUUCCUUUAAACAAAGAAAAAUUAGAAAGGGAUGAAAUUAUCUUUACAACUAUGCAUUAUUCCCUAAGUUAUUGUUUACACUUAAUUAAACCAUUAUUUAGUAAAUAUAAGAAUAAUGAGAUAUUAAAUUAUGUUGAAUUUUUUGGUGUUUCAAGUAUCUUGAAUGAAAAUGUUGUUUUCAUAGAAUUUUUGCAGCAUAACUCAGAGUUUUAUAAAAUAUUCUGUAAACUUUAUAACAGUGUUGAUCAAUAUUUACCACGUAUGAAAUCGUAUGAUGAUAUAGAACCAAUUUUAAAUUUUAUACUUAUAAGACUUCACAUUAUUACUGUUAUCUUUAAUAUGGUUAAACUCCUUUUAAAUAGAGAUCUAUGCCAUGGAAUUUUAGGUAAUUACGAAGAAGUCCAAUUACCUAUAUAUAAGGGUAUAUUACUAGACUCUGAAAAUAUAUUAAAGACUGCCGAAGAAAUGCUUGAAUAA